UGAAAUAUUUGUUUUUUCACUUUCUAAUAAAGUUGCAACUAAAUAUUAUUUACCAAAUAACCAAAAAUUCGGUUUCUUCACCUUAUAAUAAAUUAAACCUCCGAAUAAAUCGAGUUAUUGCCGAAUAAGUUAUUAGGCCGUCACAACUGUCAAUUAAAGAGUAGUAGGAACUUAACCUAAAAUAUUAUACGUCGAAAGUGAUUUGUUUGUUUAUUAUUGAUUAGUUCAUUUUUGGAAAUAUUUGAUUUCCAAGAAUUAAAUUGAAGGAAUUACAGAUAUUACUUUUUAUUUAAAUUGGGUUUACGAUAUAUUUUCUGCGUGCUAGCGUGUCAAGACGAAUAGAAAUCGUACUAAAUUUGAAAAUCACCAAAGAAACGCAGUUUGUUUGUAUAGUUAGCAGCCAACAAAGCGGUUUCUCCCUUUGUAUUGAUUAGUGUUAUACAUCCCGUAACAUCGUGGAAAUAAUAAUGUCAAAAUAAAAACACAUUAUUUAAUAGUUUUCCUCAAGAUACAUUUGAUGUCUACUAGAAAGAAUGCUGCGAAAAUGUCUGGUAAUACCAAAAAAGUGGUUUCGGGUACCACAAAACAAUCUUCAAAAGAAAGGGAUACUAGUACAGAGAGAAAAGAAAAGUUGGAAUUGCAAUCAUCGCAAAAAAAUAAAUCUAAACUAAUUGCAAACAAUAAAAUUAAGAGUGUGAUCAAAACUGAUUCCGCGUCAACAAUAGACACUAAACUAGCGUCAAAUAAAAAAUUGAAAAAUAAACAGGAAGUGCCUAUAACGCCAUCUAGUAGUAGAGUAACGACUUCUCAAUAUUUUCCUUCGAGAAAUAUGUUUUCUAAUGCCUUAAAAACUAAAGAUAUAAAUUUAAAAAAACCAUCCGAAGAACCAAAUAAUAAACAAAUACCGAAGAUAAUGAAAAGUAAAACUUUGGACAAAACAAAACCAAUAGAAAAAUCUACCGGUAGAUUAGUUAAGCCUACAAAAACUAAUAUUAUAAAAAAAUCGGUUUGCGAAAAAGUUAAAACCGAUUAUCCAUCAUUAGAAGCCAGUAGAUCAUCACCAGAUUCGAGUACAGUUUCUGAAAGACCGAGAACCGCCACUCUUCGAAAGGGGAGCAUAGUAAAUGCUAAUAUAGCAGGUCCGGACUAUCCGAAAAUUCCUCUCAAAUCUAAAGUAGACGUUCCGGAAACGAAAAUACACAGUCCCAAGUCACUUAGUUCGGAAGACGAUAAAUACGAGGAUGAUUUCGAAUCUUACGAAUCCGAUUUCGAAGAAUAUUCUUCGUCUAAUUCAACCGGGAAUUUCGAAGAUAUUUCUUCGGAAGAUACUAGCAGUAGCUCAACCGCUAGCCCACGACGGUUAAAAUGUAGUGGUACGACAUCCGUUGAAACUAGAGUUGUUUCGAUGAACGUCGAAGAAGACAAAAAAUUAGAUUCGGGACAUUUCGACAUGUCCGAUUAUAAAAACAAACGAAUUUUAAAUAACAUCAAAGAAUCUAUAGAAAAAGAAAAUACGAAUCUCGUUUUGACGAAUAAUCCGGCUUCGUUGUCGGACGAGGGAUUCGAAGAUCAAAAAUCUUUACAAUUCAUAAAUUUCUUGGAGGCCAAGAAGAAAAACGAACGGCUAAAAAGUUUGGAAAACAAAAGGAAAAGGGGCGAAGACAUAUUGAAUAUGAUCAGAUUGGAUUCAUUCGGUUUCACUUUGUUUGAAAUGGCGCCCGUUUCAUACGAAACGUUCAUAAAACGUUUCGGAAACGAUAAUGCCAUACAAACGGCAUGUCAAACGGGCCAAGACGAUAUAGACGAAGAAAUACAGACCGAUGACAUCAUUCGUUCGAAUAAAUGGACGCAACAACCAACUUCGAUCACUAAUUUCGACCAAAGUGUUCCGAAGUUUUGGCAACAAUACAGAAGUGAAUACUUGGGAUGUGGGAGCGGAGAUGACAUUAUAGAAGACGAUAAGAAUAUUAAGAAUGUCGAUAGGCAUUCUUUAAACAAAUUUUUGUUAUCUAGUUGUAAUUUGAUGUUGCGAUUACUACAGGAAUCGAUUACAAAUAAUAAUACGAUGGUUCUACGAACUAAUAAUAAAACUUUACCGUUCAGCGACGGUUAUUACAAGUUCGAAACGUCGAGAGAUAUUUUCGUUAAUACUCGAGUGUCUUAUGUGACUUUUUCCUGUGAUAUUAGUAUUAAAUUAAUUACGGUUUUUACGAAAAAUCGUAAUAGCCUAGUAGCCGUUUGGAGUGUUUUCAAUUGCGAAGAACCCGAAGCGGUUUUCGAAACUUACGGACUUGUGACUUGUUGUGCUUUCGGCACAGGAAAGUCUGAAAUUGUUUAUAUGGGAAUGGAAGAUGGGUCCAUUUUAAUUUGGAACAUUCGAGAUAAAAAGAAAUCUGACAUACCGAAAACUGUGCCUACUUUUUCUACCGAUAUCAGUUCCGGUCAUCAAACUAAAAUAGUAGCUCUUCACGUUUUAGAUAAUUAUGAAGAAAAUUCGUAUAACCAACAAACUAACGAGCUCUGUAGUCUGGAUGAGGAUGGUGAAAUAAUAUUAUGGACCAUAAUAGAAAAACGAACAGAUUUUAAUAAUUCUGACGACGAAAACGACGUCGUUCUCGUAAAAAACACCAACGUAUCACUAAAAUCGUUACAUCCCGAUUUAACUGAUCUACAAUGCACCGAUUUCGUCGCCAGUAGUUCGAAUACAAAUUAUUUAUUAGUAUCAACGAAUUAUGGUUUCAUUAUCCACCAUUUGAUUAAAGGAGGUAGCAGUACUGUGAAAAAGUUCCUCCCAGGUUCUGAUUCCAUAGCUACAUGUUUAGAAAGUUGCCCUUUCUCUUCAGAAUAUUUUUUAGCCGGGUACGAUAACGGGGAUAUAAAUAUAUAUAGUAGAUCGUCAGAAAAACCGCUCAUGGUACUAUCAGAUAAAGAUAAAAAUUUGGAUUACUGCCCUGUAGAUAAGAUUCAGUGGUCAAAAAAUGUACCCGUUGUUGUUUAUACUAAAGAUGCCAAAAACAGACUAAAUAUCUGGUAUCUGAAUGAAAGUGACAUGUUUCCAAUUUAUACAGUGCCUUUUGAUGAAGAUAUCACUUGUUUAAAACUAUCACCUUGUAUACAGAAUAAAAAAUCGUUUUUGUUGAUUGGUACCAGCAACGGUUCACUGUAUCUUUAUCAAUUGAAUGAAGAACAUGGUCAACAACUUAGUAAUGUAUAUGAAGAAAGUGUAGAGACUUUUAUAAAAUACGUAAAUAGAUUAUAGUAAUUUUAAUAUUACAUUAUGUUGAACUAUUUUGUAACGAUUUGUUUUAUUCUGAAUUGGUUUAUUAAAAAUUAUAAAAUACCUUAUUAUUUUUU
Messenger RNA from Diorhabda carinulata, 3354 nucleotides. Its product is annotated as cytoplasmic dynein 2 intermediate chain 1. Gene Ontology annotation, molecular function: dynein light chain binding; dynein heavy chain binding. The record is from RefSeq and is a predicted model, not a curated record. Bases 518 to 3259 code for a protein of 913 amino acids. Gene Ontology annotation, cellular component: cytoplasmic dynein complex. NCBI's taxonomy places the organism in Eukaryota, Metazoa, Arthropoda, Insecta, Coleoptera, Chrysomelidae. Gene Ontology annotation, biological process: intraciliary transport. The transcript is spliced from 9 exons.